AUGGACAUAAUUAACCGACCAGAUUCACCUCAGGAUUCGUUACUUCGCAUUCUAGAUUAUACAGAGGUGAUAAAAAUAUUUAGAAUAAUAUUUCCGAUAUUAAACGAUGACGUGAUCGAAGCCGUGUUGAGCUGUAACAAGGGAGACGUUAUCCUAACAGUGGACCAGUUGUUAACGAUGAGUAGUGAAUUUCAGACCGAUUUGGCAAAGAGAGAUUUGAUGUCAUGCGAUGAUGAGAGCGGUUUGCUAGACGCCAAACCAUUUUAA
Cinara cedri is the source of this 267-nucleotide messenger RNA. Lineage: Eukaryota; Metazoa; Arthropoda; Insecta; Hemiptera; Aphididae. The record is from the annotation of a GenBank genome assembly.